UUAUAGCGCCUGCGCAGACGUCGCUCCUUCCUUUUCAGCUUCACGCGUCAGCCAUGGCCCCGUUAAAGAAGCAGGUGGUCAGGAAGCAAGGUGGGAAGAGGAAGAAGCUGAUGCUGAAGUUCACCCUGGACUGCACUCACCCCGUGGAGGAUGGCAUCAUGGACGCCGCUAACUUUGAGCAGUUCCUGCAGGAGCGCAUCAAGGUGAACGGCAAAGCCGGAAGCCUCGGCGGCGGCGUCGUGUCCAUCGAGAGGAGCAAGAGCAAGAUCGCAGUGAGCUCUGAAGUUCCCUUCUCAAAGAGGUACUUGAAGUAUCUCACCAAGAAGUACCUGAAGAAGAACAACCUCAGGGACUGGCUGCGGGUCGUGGCCAACACCAAGGAGAGCUACGAGCUGCGCUACUUCCAGAUCAACCAGGACGAGGAAGAGGAGGAUGAUGAAGAUUAAACUACACUACACUUUGAAUAAAAAUUUCAAAAGAU
Molecule: messenger RNA, 481 nt
Organism: Pseudoliparis swirei
Lineage: Eukaryota; Metazoa; Chordata; Actinopteri; Perciformes; Liparidae
Gene: rpl22
Product: ribosomal protein L22
Exons: 4
Coding region: 54-446 (130 amino acids)
Biological process (GO): cytoplasmic translation
Cellular component (GO): ribosome
Molecular function (GO): RNA binding; structural constituent of ribosome
Source: RefSeq, a predicted model, not a curated record